Daucus carota subsp. sativus is the source of this 3687-nucleotide messenger RNA. RefSeq names its product kinesin-like protein KIN-5B. The transcript is spliced from 23 exons. Gene Ontology annotation, biological process: microtubule-based movement; spindle elongation; mitotic spindle assembly. Gene Ontology annotation, cellular component: spindle microtubule; mitotic spindle. The coding region runs from base 182 to 3310 and encodes 1042 amino acids. Lineage: Eukaryota; Viridiplantae; Streptophyta; Magnoliopsida; Apiales; Apiaceae. Gene Ontology annotation, molecular function: ATP binding; microtubule binding; plus-end-directed microtubule motor activity. The record is from RefSeq and is a predicted model, not a curated record.
CUCCCUGAAACAACAACCGUUGCAAAUUCAAAACAUUCAAAAAAAAAUCAGCCCCUCCCUCUUUCACACUACUCCUCCAUCAUCUCCACUCAACAAUAAAUCUCUCUCUCUCUCUCUCUCUCACACACACACACAAAAUCCAUUGAGAAGAUAAAGAUUGGCAUAAGAAGAAGGUGCUAUUAUGUCGCAAACGCCAGAUCAGCGAAAAGUGGGACUGGGCGGCGUGGCUCCAUCUCCACUGCCUUUUCUCACGCCCCGACCCGAUCGGAAACGCGUCGGAGAUCCGAGAGGCAUUAUUGAUUGGAAUUGUAAUCGCGAACUCAAUGUUCAAGUCCUCCUUCGAUGCAGGCCGUUGAGCGAGGAGGAUCAGAGGUCGAAUGUACCGAUGGUGGUAACAUGUAAUGAACAUAGAAGAGAAGUUUCUAUUUCACAGAAUGUAGCUAAUAGGCAAGUUGACAAAGUUUUUACUUUCGACAAGGUCUUUGGACCUAAAGCGCAACAACGAUCUAUAUAUGAUCAAGCUAUAUCCCCAAUUGUAAAUGAGGUUCUAGAUGGCUUCAAUUGCACUGUCUUUGCAUAUGGGCAAACAGGUACUGGUAAAACAUAUACAAUGGAAGGGGGCAUGAGAAAUAAGAGUGGAGAAUUGCCUGCUGAGGCUGGGGUUAUUCCAAGAGCAGUGCGUCAGAUUUUUGAUACACUAGAGGGUCAAAAUGCCGACUACAGCAUGAAAGUUACAUUUUUGGAACUCUAUAAUGAAGAAAUUACUGAUCUAUUGGCUCCUGAAGACUGUUCAAGAUCUUUUGCAGAGAGUACAAAGAAGCCUGUUUCUUUGAUGGAAGACGGGAAAGGUUGUGUGCUUCUCAGAGGCCUUGAAGAAGAAGCUGUAUACAGCGCAAAUGAGAUACAUAACCUUCUGGAACGAGGAGCUGUGAAAAGGCGGACCGCAGACACCUUGUUAAACAAACGCAGUAGUCGUUCUCAUUCUGUAUUUACCAUAACUGUCUAUGUUAAAGAAGCAACGGUUGGAGGUGAGGAACUCAUAAAAUGUGGAAAGCUUAAUCUUGUUGAUUUAGCGGGAUCAGAGAACAUUUCCCGCUCCGGUUCUCGUGAGAGUCGUGCAAGGGAAGCUGGAGAAAUAAACAAAAGCUUACUUACUUUGGGUCGUGUCAUAAACGCACUGGUUGAACAUAGUGCUCAUGUACCCUAUAGGGACAGUAAGCUCACAAGGCUUCUGAGAGAUUCACUGGGAGGAAAAACUAAAACUUGCAUCAUAGCAACUAUUUCUCCAUCUGCCCAUUGCUUAGACGAAACAUUGAGUACGCUAGAUUAUGCACAUCGUGCUAAAAACAUAAAGAACAAGCCAGAGGCAAACCAGAAAGUAUCCAAGGUGGUUUUGCUUAGGGAUCUGCAUAUGGAAAUUGAUAGAAUGAGACAAGAUGUCAGAGCAGCAAGGGAAAAGAAUGGUGUUUAUAUUCCACAUGAAAGAUUCACACAGGAUGAAGCUGAAAAGAAGGCUAAGAACGAGAAAAUAGAGCAGUUGGAGAUUGAUCUCAACAUCAGUGAGAAGCAAGUUGGAAAAUUUCGUGAACUAUAUCUUACUGAGCAAAAGCAAAGACUGAACUUUGAAAAUGAGCUCAAGGAUUGCAAGAUAAGUUUAGAAAACAGUAACAAAGCUUUGCAAGAAUCUAAAGAAAACCAUCAAAAAGCCAUUUCAAUUCUGAGGGAAAAGGAGUUCAUUAUCUCUAAGCUACUGCAUUCAGAAAGUUCUCUUGUUGAACGUGCAAAAGAUAUGCGGGCCAAUUUGCAAAAUGCAUCAGAAGAUAUAACUGUUUUGUGUUCGACAAUAGAUAAGAAAAGCAGGCUUGAGGCAGAAAACCAAGGAUUGCUUUUAACAUUUGGCUCCCAGCUUGAUCAGAGCUUAAAAAACUUGCACAAAACCAUCCUUGGUUCAGUUUCUCAACAGCAACAAGAACUGAAAUGCAUGGAUGAGCAUUUAAGCUUAUUUCUUGCUAGUAAAUCUGAUGUUGCCCAGGCUCUGGAAUCAAAGAUUGCCAAAAUGACAGAUAUAUGUACUUCAGGAGUUGCAAUCUUAAAGGAGCUUGCUGAGACGAUGCAAAUGAAAUCUGAUUCUAGUUUGGAGCAGAUGAUGUGUACAAUAUCAGCACAAGCAGCUUCAGUCGAGAAGUUUCUUCGUUCUACAGUUUUAGAAGCCAAGGAUGUCAACAGUGAUAUCUUGAACUCGCUAAGUGAGCAAAGGCAGCUGUUGGCUGGUUCUGCUCAGAAGGAGGAAGAGCGACUGCACCAGGCUUUGGCUUCGGCACAAGAAAUUUCAAGAGCAACGGUUUAUUUCUUUAAUGACAUCAGUAGCCAUGCUUCAAAACUAGCUGAAAUGCUUGAGGAAAGCCAUAUAUAUAAAUCUAAUCAACUAUCAGAAUUUCGUAAGAUGUUUGAGGAGGAGGCUGCCAGAGAAGAACAGUUGGCUAUGCAAAAAAUUGCAGCAACGUUAGCGGAUUUGACAACUAAGAGGAUUGCUAGAGUAUCAGAAGCCUCGAAAAACAUUGAGAACACAAAUCUACAAGAAAACCAACUGCUUCUGCAGGAGAUGUCAAAAAUGCAACAAGUUUCAGUAACUGCAAAUAAGGAAUUGAAUGACUAUGCGGAGAGAAUGAAGAUCCAUUUUAUUGAAGAAACAUUUGCAUCAGCUGAAACAAAAGCAAUGAUAGCUGGUUGCAUUGAGGAAUGUGAAAAUAAAGUGGACUACUCUACAGAACAGUGGGAUAAUGCAGAGCUGUCCGUCAACCAGCUUAACAAAACCAGUACUGCAAAAGCAGGGUCAAUAUUAAGGGAAAAUAUAAGCGAUCAACAAGCAGAUCAUGGAGUCUUUCUUUCAAAAUGCUUAUCCACCAAUGCAGAAUUUAAAGCCAAGUCUAAUGAGAUGCUUUCAGCUGUUAACGGUUCAUUGGCAAUGGACCAUGAAACUAAGAAGCAAUUUGAUUCAAUGUCUAGCUCGUGUUGGGAACAGCUUGAACGUACACGGGAAAAGCACACUCAAAGCAUCUUAAAUAUCCGUAAUCGUGUAGAGCACUGCCUUAGAAAAGACUAUAUGAUUGAUCAACAGACUCCUCCCCAGAAGCGUGUAAUAACGAUACCCAGCUUGGAUUCUAUCGAGGAGAUGAGAACACAAGUUUGUGAUUUGGAGAACAGGCCAAAAUUGUCCAAAACUGAUGCCAAGAUAAAUGGACAGCAGCAGGUACUAGGAUCAUCACCGGAUAGAACUCCUUUUGCAGAAGUAAAUUGUGUUCGUGAUUAGAACUAUAAUAUUUUUAAAAAAAUUAUGAGCUGCUAAGUUUAAAGGGUAACGUAAAUCUUGAAUAGACGGGAUAAACUUUGUUGUAGAGUGCUGCAACUUUUUACUUCAUAUAAACUGCACUUAUAGUGUCCCUGUUGGACGCUAUCAAUCUAUGUUACCUGGACUCUCCAUUUUUGUGCCUAUACCCUGUCCACUGAACAUGACAUGGGCGUGGGUAUGGGAUCUGAGUCGGAUCCUUCUUACAACCGGACACUUCACCUUGUAACAUACCAGGUCAAAUUGAAAACUUAGGUCUUGUUUCAACUUGUUUAUAGAGAUCAAGAUCCAUGAAUGACUUGUUUCUAUGUUCUAUUGAUUUUAUGCUUCAAUUUUCAGCA